This is a messenger RNA of Cuscuta europaea, 1368 nucleotides long. The record is from the annotation of a GenBank genome assembly. Lineage: Eukaryota; Viridiplantae; Streptophyta; Magnoliopsida; Solanales; Convolvulaceae.
UAUUUUUUGGUGCAUUUAACCCCAUUACCCAUAUUUGCUUCAUUUUACUCGCAUAUUUUCGAACAAGUUUCAGGCCUGCAAUGGCGAUGACGUUCUUGCCGGCGGCUCAUGUUCAUAAGCUCUACCCGCAACAACUUACCAGCAACACGAAGUCUCCUAAACUUCUUUCUCGUCGAGAUUGUUAUUCGUCUUGUGGAAACGCUGGUUCGUUUACUGCGACUUUGAAUCAAGCGAAAUUGGAGACUUCUGCAAAGGCGGUGGGUUUGAAGCCUCAUGUCAAGCUAUCAUGGGUGAAGAGAACCGCAGUGUUGAGGUCUGCAACCAUAGAAGAAAUAGAAGCAGAAAAAUCUUUUAUCGAAGAAGAUGUUAAAGAGAGAAUGGAGAAGACGAUUGAGAAUGUUAGGUCCAAUUUCAACUCUAUAAGGACAGGGAGAGCUAACCCAGCAAUGCUGGAUAAGAUUGAGGUGGAGUACUAUGGUACUCCAGUCAGCUUGAGGAGCAUAGCCCAAAUUGGCACUCCUGAUGCAAGUUCUCUCCUAGUACAGCCCUAUGACAAAUCCAGCCUAAAAGCUAUAGAGAAGGCCAUUGUAAAUUCUGAACUUGGUAUGACUCCUAAUUCUGAUGGAGAAGUGAUAAGAUUAGCUCUACCUCAAUUGACAUCUGAAAGAAGGAAGGAAUUGUCAAAAGUUGUGGCCAGGCAAGCUGAGGAAGGGAAGGUCGCUUUAAGGAAUAUAAGAAGAGAUGCCUUGAAAUCCUACGAAAAACUUGAGAAGGAGAAAAAACUCUCUGAAGACAUUGUGAAGGAUCUGUCAAGUGAUUUGCAAAAAGUGACUGAUGAGUACAUGAGGAAAAUCGAUGCUAUCUACAAGCAGAAGGAGAAGGAGUUGCUGACGGUUUAACAGUUACUUUUGUGAAAAAUGUAAAUAGGGCCUUACUGCAAUGUGCAUUUCCUGAGACCAUCUAACCGCACAUUGAGUAUGUUUCAAAUUGAUAAUCAUUCUUGCAAUUGUUGUGUAUUUAAUGGGAAUGGGAGGCUGAUCAGUGCUGAGCACCUCAAGCAGAUUCAAUGCUCGAGUCACCCCAUUUUGUAAGCCAUUUUGUACCACACCAUAUGUUUGUGGUUCACAAAAAUCCAACCUAAUUAAAUUAAUUGCUCCAUUUUAAUGAAGUGCUUUUGCGAGCCACAAACAUAGGAGUGAGUACAAAAUGGGGUAGCUUUAGCAUUUGUGCUAGUGUACUGGAAGGUACAACAUUCCAGCCACACAUCAUUAAGUUUCAAUUUGGAGGGAAAAAUAAUGUCAAUUUCACAAUUCCCUCCUAAACAUUCAUUUUGACAAUAGGGUCAAUCUAAAUACACGAGGAAGAAUA